AUUGGAGGGUCAAUCAUAUGCUGUACCUCCAAUGCCUCCACUACCAACUAAUAGAGUUAGUGAAAGGCCACUGUUUUAUUAUACUGGGGUUGAUUUUGCAGGGCCUAUUUUUGUCAAAAAUAGUGCCUAUGAAUUGGGAGGGAAAGCAUGGUCUUUUAAAAGGUUCGUUGCAAGAAGAGGUCUGCCACGGAAGGUGCUCUCGCAUAAUGCCAAGACUUUCAAGAAGAUGGCUAGUCUACUUAAGGAAAUUGAGGAUCAUAAGGAUGUGAAGCGCUACUUUUCUGAUCACAAGAUCCAGUGGAAUUUUAAUGUGGAAAUGUCUCCAUGGUGGGGAGGAGUCUUUGAAAAAUUGAUACGGUCAGUUAAACGAUGUAUGAAGAAGGUCAUUGGACGAGCUAGUCUUACUCAUGAAGAAUUACUUACAGCAGUUAUCGAAAUUGAAAUGAUUAUCAAUUCCCGUCCAUUAUCUUAUGUUACUCAAGACGAUUUAGAUGAGCCCAUUACACCGUCCCACCUUCUGAUUGGUCGACGAUUGACAAGCCUUCCGGAUGACAUUUGCUGUACUGAAGAAGAUGCAUUUACAUUAACUCCACCAGCACUAACUAGAAGGAUGGAGUUUCUAAAUCGCCAGUUAUCUCAUUUUUGGAACAGAUGGAGGAAGGAAUAUCUUCUAGAGUUAAGAGAAGCUCAUAGAAUUCAUUUACGUAAUUCACCUGGCAGAUAUUGGAUGCAAGUGGGAGACAUUGUAGUCAUACAUAGUGAUGAGAAGAAACGAGGUUUCUGGAGUAAUGGGCGUGUAGAAGAGUUAUUAACUGGUCGAGAUGGAAAUGUCAGAUCUGCUGUAGUGAGAGUUUACGCUGUCCAUCGUGAUGAUCAAGGUGAUCCAGAGUUAGUUGAGGAAACUCAGCUACCACUAUCAAAUGAAGUAGAAGACAUCACUAAUAUUCCAUGUGAUGAUCUAACAGUUGAAGAUAGUCCAAGUGAGGAAAUUAAUACAGUCCAAGAUUUGGUUAGUUCGGUCGUGAAUGACAACGAGGAAUUGGUCACUAAUAAGAGGCCUAGGAGAGCAGCUGCUUUUGCAGCAUGA
Amphimedon queenslandica is the source of this 1087-nucleotide messenger RNA. RefSeq lists its product as uncharacterized. Lineage: Eukaryota; Metazoa; Porifera; Demospongiae; Haplosclerida; Niphatidae. Gene Ontology annotation, molecular function: nucleic acid binding. The annotation marks the transcript as partial. The record is from RefSeq and is a predicted model, not a curated record. The transcript is spliced from 3 exons.